CGGCGGCGCGGCCGGCCGCUGGGCAGUGCCUUCCCGACUGAUGGUGGAGGGUUAAGGUCCUCCCCUUGACCUGCUGGCUCAGUUUGCCUGUCCUCGGAGGAGCCUGCAAUGUCCCAGACACAGGAGUACGAAUGUGAAAGCCGAAAUGCUGGUGCGCAGGAACCUCGUGCCUCAGUGCCCAGCACCAGGCUGGAGUGGGUGGAGAUCAUCGAGCCCCGCACCCGGGAGCGCAUGUAUGCCAACCUGGUUACGGGCGAAUGUGUGUGGGACCCGCCCACCGGAGUCCGCAUCAAGCGCACCAGCGAGAACCAAUGGUGGGAGCUCUUCGACCCAAAUACGUCCCGCUUCUACUACUAUAAUGCCAGCACGCAGCGAACGGUGUGGCACCGGCCACAGGACUGCGACAUCAUCCCUUUGGCCAAGCUGCAGACCCUGAAGCAGAACACGGAGUCCCCCAGGGCCUCUGCUGAGAACAGCCCUGGCAGGGGCAGCAGCGUCAGCCACGAUGGCAGCACCAGCUCCUCCCUGGAGCCAGAGCUAGACGCCAGUGAGAAAGCGCAGGAGCCCUUGGGGCGGGCUGGCAGGCAGGCUCCCUUCGGACCUGUGAAGGAGGAGAGCAGUUCCUUGCCCCCCGGUGUGUACCUUGAGAAAGACUAUGAGGUCUACCGAGAUUAUACUGCAGAUGGCCAGAUGCUUCACUACAGGACCUCCUCCCUCCGAUGGAACUCGGGUACCAAGGAGCGCAUGCUGAUCAAAGUUGCUGACCGGGAGCCCAGCUUCUUCUCUCAGGGCAACGGUUACCCACUGGACAGCCAGGCAGGGGGCCGUUCCCGCAGACCCUCUGGCGGCCAGCACUCGCCCAACCUGCAGGCAUUUGCACCAAACACCGAUGGCCCCAUCUUCUUUGCAGAGCGGCGGCCUUCACCCUUCCUGAAGAGGGCCGAGUUGGGAAGCUGCUCCCCUCUGCUGGCCCAGCCCCGCAAGCCUUCCGUGGACUCCCAGCCCUCCUCCCCGCGGUACGCUUAUGAGCCUCCACUGUACGAGGAGCCCCCAGUGGAGUACCAGGCCCCCAUCUAUGAUGAACCCCCCAUGGACGUGCAAUAUGAGGCCAGCUCACCCCAGCUCUCGCCAGGCCACAAGCCAACUCCUUGCCCCCAGUCCCCGAAGCCAGCCUCUGCUUCGCCCUACCAACAGCUGGUGCUCACACGGCAGAAGUGCCCGGAACGUUUCCUGAGCCUGGAGUAUAGCCCCGCGGGCAAGGAGUAUGUGCGGCAGCUAGUAUACGUGGAGCAGGCGGGCUCUAGCCCCAAGCUACGUGUGGGCCCACGGCACAAGUACAUACCUAACCCCAGCGGUGGCUCCCUUUCCUUACAGCCCAGCCCUGGUCUGCUGAGAGACCAGCGCCUCGGGGUCACAUCAGGGGACUACAGCAGCAUGGAGGGGCCAGAGCUGCGGCACAUCCAGCCACCCACAGCACUGCCCCAGGCCCAGGACGAUGCCAUGUCCUGGUCUAGCCAACAAGACACCAUGUCCUCCCUGGGAUACUCCCCAGGCACACGCAAAAGGAAGAGUAGGAACCCAUCUCUGUGCCAUAUCCCCAGCACUUCUUCCACAGAGGGCCCCGGGGACCACGAGCUGCCUGGUGAGCAGCCACUAUCCGAGGAGCGGUCCCCGUGCGGGCCCAGCCUGGCACCAGCCAAGCGCCUGGAAGGCAGGGUGGGUGAGGUGGAUGGAAUCCGCACUGCCACUGAGCCUUUCCUGGCACAGGCCCGGCUGGCUUGGGAGGCCCAGCAGGCCCACUUCCACAUGAAGCAGCGGGGCAGCUGGGACUCCCAGCAGGAUGGCUCGGGCUAUGAGAGUGACGGGGCAGUGCCGCUGCCCAUGCCUGGGCCUGUAGUGCGGGCCUUCAGUGAGGACGAGGCGCUGGCCCAGCAAGAGAGCAAGCACUGGCAGAGGGGUGCCUUGGAGCGCCUGGCAUUUCCCCAGAUCCUGCUGGAGAAAAGUGUGUCUGUGCAGACCAACCUGGCCUCCCCUGAGCCCUACCUGCAUCCUUCCCAGUCCGAGGACCUCGGCACCUGUGCCCAGUUCGAGAGCAGCCGGCAGGCACGAAGCGUGAUGCCCAGUGCUAGCUGCGUGUUCCCCACCUUCACCCUGCGCAAGCCCUCCUCUGAGACUGACAUUGAGAAUUGGGCCUCCAAGCACUUCAACAAGCACACCCAGGGCCUCUUCCGGCGAAAGGUGUCCAUCGCCAACAUGCUGGCCUGGAGCAGUGAGUCCAUCAAAAAGCCCAUGAUUGUGACCAGCGACCGCCACGUGAAGAAGGAAGCUUGUGAGAUCUUCAAGCUGAUCCAGAUGUACAUGGGUGACCGGCGUGCCAAGGCGGAUCCGCUCCACGUGGCCCUGGAAAUUGCCACCAAGGGCUGGAGUGUGCAGGGUCUUCGGGAUGAGCUAUACAUCCAGCUGUGCCGGCAGACCACUGAGAACUUUCGACUGGAGAGCCUUGCCCGGGGUUGGGAGCUCAUGGCCAUCUGCCUGGCCUUCUUCCCGCCCACACCCAAGUUCCACUCCUACCUGGAGGGCUACAUCUACCGGCACAUGGACCCUGUCAAUGACACCAAAGUGACACAGCACAUGAGAGAGCUCCUGGAAAGGAACACUAAGAAGAAGUCCAAGUUGAGAAAGAAACCCAAGCCUUAUGUUGAGGAGCCGGAUGGAGUGGCGAUUAGCACAUAUGCCAAGUACUGUUACCACAAGCUGCAGAAGGCAGCCCUGACUGGGGCCAAGAAGGGGCUGAAGAAACCCAACAUGGAGGAGAUCCGACAUGCCAAGAAUGCCGUGUUCAGCCCCUCCAUGUUCGGCAGUGCGCUGCAAGAGAUUAUGAGCAUGCAGAAGGAACGCUACCCCGACCGCCAGCUGCCCUGGGUGCAGACACGGCUGUCCGAGGAGGUGUUGGCGCUCAACGGUGACCAGACAGAAGGCAUCUUCAGGGUCCCUGGGGACAUUGAUGAGGUGAAUGCUCUGAAGCUGCAAGUGGAUCAAUGGAAGGUGCCCACUGGCCUGGAAGACCCGCAUGUCCCUGCGUCGCUGCUGAAGUUGUGGUACCGGGAGCUGGAGGAGCCCCUGAUCCCGCACGAGUUCUACGAACAGUGCAUCGCACACUACGAGAGCCCCGAUGCCGCCGUGGCCGUGGUGCACGCUCUGCCCCGUAUCAACCGCCUGGUGCUGUGCUACCUCAUCCGCUUUCUUCAGGUGUUUGUGCAGCCCGCCAAUGUGGCCAUCACCAAGAUGGACGUCAGCAACCUGGCCAUGGUAAUGGCGCCCAACUGCCUGCGCUGCCGAUCUGACGACCCACGUGUCAUCUUUGAGAACACGCGCAAGGAGAUGUCCUUCCUGCGGGUGCUCAUUCAGCACCUGGACACCAGCUUCAUGGAGGGCGUGCUAUAGCGCCAGAGGCCAGCGGGCGGCGGGCGGGCACUGACACAGCGGGCAGGAGCACGGGGGAGGGGGGAGGGACGCCUGAGGCCUGAGGUUGCAUGCCAGGCUCAGCCGCCCCGUUCUGGGCCAGUCAGCUGGGUAGAAGCCCUGUGGAGAGGGCACCUCUGGCCACCACUUGGCAGCCACAUCCCUGGGGCCUCCUCGCCCACCACCGGUCAGCCCCAAGAAAGUGCCUUGUUUCCUGGAGCCGAGCGACACUGCCCCUCCCGAGUGGCCAAGAGCACAAGCCCAGCUCAGGGCCAGCUGCCACAUCACCGCCUUGGCAGGGCCUUUGUUCGCCACAUCGGAUCACGCCUGGGCCCUGCCCACUGCCCUCUCUUCCGUGCCCCUGCCCGUUUCCCCAGGUCUCCCAGCCCAAAUUUCUGCCCGCCUGGGCCCUGCGGCUGUUUGUUCAUGAGUAGCAGAGUCCUCAGGCACCAACCAGGGCCUGGCAGGCCUCCCCGAACCAAAGUCCUCUGGGUAGGGGGGUAGGGCUGGGGGAGAGGGGCGAGAGUAUUUUUCUUCGUGUAAGUAUAAAGUCAGCACCCCUGAACUAUUAUCCUGCACCCCAACCAGCCUGUGUAUAGAGAUAUAAAUAGAACGAGAGAUAUAAGAACUAAAUUUACUAAUGACAUAGUUUUAACCCAAAUGCUAUUUAUCUCGGAGCCGUCCUCGCCGGUCCUCUACAGAGCAGAUGGCACCAUUCUUUCCUUUCCUUUCGCCCUUCUUGACUUCUGACCAAAAACCCGAACCUGGCCCGGCCCCUCCUGGGACGGAGCAGACAGAGGCCCACGAGGAACUGGCAGAGCCCAGGCCCCCUUCCCCAGAGGCCACGGGAGGGCAAGGCCGCCACUCGAGUCUGUACAUUUUACGUUGAGUUCCUAUUGUAAACAUGAUUUCUCCGCCCCCCCCCAGUUUAUAUCUAUAUAUAUUUUUUAUUUUGAGAGUUGAGCUUUUAUUUAUUAAAAACAAAAGAGCCCAGCCCGAGUGUGCCCUGGGUGCGGGGGGCUUGCGUGGCGCAGGCCUGGGGACUGCUUCUCUGACGCAUGGACUUGAGAGGUGACACUUGAAUAAAGGACUAUGGACACUUGCGA
Messenger RNA from Suncus etruscus (white-toothed pygmy shrew), 4568 nucleotides. It is a transcript of the gene ARHGAP39, whose product is annotated as Rho GTPase activating protein 39. Gene Ontology annotation, biological process: signal transduction. The record is from RefSeq and is a predicted model, not a curated record. Bases 109 to 3444 code for a protein of 1111 amino acids. The transcript is spliced from 12 exons. NCBI's taxonomy places the organism in Eukaryota, Metazoa, Chordata, Mammalia, Eulipotyphla, Soricidae. Gene Ontology annotation, cellular component: cytoskeleton; cytoplasm. Gene Ontology annotation, molecular function: GTPase activator activity; protein binding.